Molecule: messenger RNA, 216 nt
Organism: Ambispora gerdemannii
Lineage: Eukaryota; Fungi; Glomeromycota; Glomeromycetes; Archaeosporales; Ambisporaceae
Source: the annotation of a GenBank genome assembly
UUUGUAUUAUCCAAUAUCAAUACACCUGAUAUUCAAAUGCUAGAUAUACAACCUCUUGUUGUACAGGAAUCAUUAAUUGAAUUAACUGAGUUAGAAAAGAAGAUCACUAAAGGAAUAUUACAAGCAGCCAUAAAUGGAGAAGUAAAAACCAGACCACCAGUAUAUCCAUUAGCUGAAUAUUCAUUAUUAUUAUAUAAUGAUAUGUUGGAUAUGUGA